Messenger RNA from Porites evermanni, 516 nucleotides. The record is from the annotation of a GenBank genome assembly. NCBI's taxonomy places the organism in Eukaryota, Metazoa, Cnidaria, Anthozoa, Scleractinia, Poritidae.
AUGACUGACACACUGAUCACCAAGGAACAGUCAGCAGUCGGAGGCAGAACAAUUACCAACUUACGUUUUGCUAAUGACAUUGAUGGCCUAGCAGGAAAAGAGGAGGAACUAGCCUCCUUGGUGGAUCGCCUAGAUAAGACCUCUGCAGCCUUUGGCAUAAAAGUUAGUACAGAAAAGACAAAAGUGAUGACCAGCAACACAAAUGGCACCUUCACAUCAGGAUUAACGGUGAAAAAUUGGACGAGGUUAACAGUUUCAAGUAUAUCUGGGCGGGCGCAGUCGUCAAAGAUCAAGGUUCCAAUGUCUAGAAUUGCACGGACAACGGCAGCACUAGGGAGACUGAAGACCAUCUGGAAAGAUAAGAAUAUCUCUCUAAGCUCAAAGGUCAAACUUAUGACGUCCUACCCUGGUUAUCUCAGUACUGUUGUACGCCUUCGAAAUCUGGACGUUUACAGCGGACAUUCUGAAGAAAUUGCAGCAGGGCUUGCCAAGACAAUUUCACAGGGAACAGUGUAA